Molecule: messenger RNA, 665 nt
Organism: Papilio machaon (common yellow swallowtail)
Lineage: Eukaryota; Metazoa; Arthropoda; Insecta; Lepidoptera; Papilionidae
Exons: 3
Coding region: 81-545 (154 amino acids)
Biological process (GO): transcription initiation at RNA polymerase III promoter; transcription by RNA polymerase II
Cellular component (GO): nucleus
Source: RefSeq, a predicted model, not a curated record
UCGUUUGUUGACUUUUGAUUAUAAUUUGAUAAUUUCUCAUGAAUUUUUUAUGCAAUUCUUUGUUUCAUUAAGUCAAAAACAUGUCACAAAAAACUUUGAUGAACAGGCUCGGGAGUAAUAUCCUAGAAGAGUCGCAGUUACUUGCUGAGAAAAAAUGGAUACUGGAUGCAUUAACGCAAAUAAAAAAGCAACGAAAUAGCCUUCAGAUAGAAAGGCUACAACUAGAGAGUAUAAAGUAUCACCUCAAAGGAGAGACUAACUCUAACUUAGAGACUAAAACUACAGUAAAUGUAAGUGAAGUGCCAACCACUUCUGCAGUGAAUCUAAUGCAGUCUGCGCCAAAGGGCAACGGGAUUGCGGACGCGGACAAGGCUGGCCUUAUGGAUGAAGAGAUAAUUUGCAAUGAACAGGAAUUAGAUUUGUUGAUACUUUCCAACUGUUUAUAUGCCAAUCAGAAUGUGCAGAACAACAUGGAAGAGGAUGAGGAUGAUGAAGAAGAUGUAAUUAUUGAUAUGAACAUGUUUAUGAACGGUAAUAACAAUUGAUCACAGAUGGCGCCGACCAAGAUUUCAUUUGUCAAGAUAUAUGGAAACUGAGAAACAACUGUAUGCAUAUUGGAGAAUGUUUUAACAGUCUGUGAUUGUAUCAGGAAAAAAAAAGAAAUA